AACCUGCCAGUUGGAGCGCAGUUGAAAGCUGGGGACAGCUGAGGGAGUGUUCGGGAUUAGUCGGUGUGACGGUGCGGACUUCUUCUUGGUCUUCUCCCCUGCCUUUGUUGGACUGGAACCCCUGGAAAGGAUCUCCUCCGGCCAGGAAGAAUGGCUGUACCGAUCAACCCCAUGGAUGAGCCCAGGAUGUACCAGCAGACGCUGCUCCAGGACGGCCUGUGCGACCUCCUGGAGAAGGACAAGCUGGUGGACUGCGUCCUGAAGAUCAAAGACAAGGAGUUCCCCUGCCACCGCCUGGUCCUGUGCGCCUGCAGCUCUUACUUCCGCUCCAUCUUCCUGUCCGACUUGGACGAAAGCAAAAAGAGGGAGAUCGUCUUGGAGGACGUGGAACCGGGGGUGAUGGGGCUGAUACUCAAGUACUUGUACACCUCCAAAAUCAACGUGACGGAGCAGAAUGUUCAGGACAUCUUCGCCGUGGCUAACAUGUACCAGAUCCCCUCCAUCUUCACCGUGUGCGUGUCUUUCCUGCAGAAGCGUCUGACCCUCAGUAACUGCUUGGCCAUCUUCAGGCUGGGCUUGAUGCUGGACUGUCCCAGGCUGGCCGUGACCGCCCGAAACUAUGCCUGCGAGCGCUUUCAGCUCAUCUCCAGGGACGAGGACUUUUUGCAGAUGCAGCCCAGCGAGCUGGCGGCCAUUUUAGCCAACGACAAUCUGAAUGUGGAAACGGAGGAGGCCGUGUUUGAGGUGUUAAUGAACUGGGUGUCUCGGGACUUGGAGGACAGAGAGAAAGCCUUGCCCGGCUUGCUGGAUUGUGUUCGCUUGCGUCUGGUCAGUGAAGACUACCUGAGGGAAAAGGUGGAGAAACACAAACUCAUCUCGUCUAACCCAGAGCUGCUGAAGAAGCUCCAGAUGGUCAAAGACGCUCAGGCUGGGAAGAUGCCUGAGGCAAAACCCAAGAAGGAGAAGAAGAAGGACGCCGGAGCAGACGAUGAGGAGGAGGAAGUAGAGGAGAGUCUUCUCCCGAGCAUCCUCAAUGACACCAUGCGCUUUGGUAUGUUCGCCCGGGACUUGAUCCUGAUGGUCAACGACGCGGGGGCGGUGGCUUACGACCCAGCGGGCAACGACUGCUUCAUGGCAUGCGUGUCCACUCAAGUUCCCAAAAACCACGUCAGCCUGGUCACUAAAGAGAACCAGAUCUUUGCGGCCGGAGGAUUGUUCAUUGAUGAGCAGAACAAGGAGGACCCGCUCUGCUCAUACUUCCUGCAGUAUGACCCGUCAAGCGCUGACUGGCUCGGGAUGCCACCGCUGCCGUCUCCCCGCUUCCUCUUCGGAAUGGGUGAGGCCGAGAACUCCAUCUUUGUGCUGGGAGGACGGGAAGUGAAGGAUCAGGAGCACACGCUGGACUCCGUUCUGGUCUACGACAGACAGUCUUUCAAGUGGGGCGAGUCGGAGCCAAUUCCAUACGCGGUGUACGGACAUGCGACGGUGUCCCACAAGGACCUGGUUUACGUGAUUGGAGGAAAAGGAGAGGACAAGAGCUGCUUGAGCAAGACGUCUGCGUAUGACACCAGGAGGUUCGAAUGGAAGGAGCUGUCCCCCAUGAAGUCUGCUCGCUCGCUUUUUGGAGCGACCCUUCACAAGAACAAAAUCUACGUGGCAGGAGGGGUCACCGACACGGGCCUGACAGACUCUGUGGAGGUCUACGACAUUGCCACCAACAACUGGUCCGACUUCGAGACGUUUCCCCAAGAACGAAGUUCCCUGAGCUUGGUGUCUUUGGGGGGGUUCCUGUACGCCGUGGGAGGCUUCGCCAUGAUGCCUUUGGAGGACAGCGAUGACAUGGUUCCCAAAGAGAUGAAUGAUGUCUGGAGGUACAACGAAGCGGAGAAGAAGUGGACCGGAAUCCUCCGCGAGAUCCAGUACGCCUCGGGAGCAACGGUUCUCGGUGUCCGCCUCAACACGCUGCGACUCAACAAGAUGUAACGACGUCAUGCCAGAAACAUUGGAGAUUUGUUAUCAGGACUCUUCCACGUUAAAAGUUGGGACUCGCCAAAGAGUCCACCAUGUCUUUUCGCAACCGAACUGUUGGGAUUGUGGACUUCAUCAGUCCAUGCUCACAGACAGUCUGAAGGGACGAUGCAGGACGGCGUACGGUCCAGUUUUAUGAAUGAGAAUAUUUAUGUCAGGUUCAAACAGCGAUGACAUCUAUUAAAACAGACAAGAAGCAAGGAAUUGAACAGUCAAUUUAGCUCAACGGGAAGAAACGUCUGGGCUGUACUCUUGCACAGUCCUCCACCACGGUCUGACGAAAGGAUUGCGGGCCUCCUCUUUUAUUUGGACUUUCCCCGAUCACAUGGCAACAGCUGUUUCUAAGGGGCGAGGGGGUCGUAAACAGCCGUUGCCCUCCGUCACAAAACAGUUCAAAGAAAAGAAGCCUGGAGCUUGCGUCAAGUCCUGCUCUCGGGUCAAGACAACAUCUUCCUGUGGAUCACAAUCGAUCAAAGAAACCGACGCCGUCGUACACAGUGGAGUUUUACAAGCCUUUUGCUUGGUAGGAUCAAAGACAGCUCUUGUCUAAUCGCCGGGAACAGAAAGUUUUGUGACAAGUUACAUACAAUUAUUCUGACAACUUACAGAUGAUCCCUGAUAGUUGAACCAAGGGACUGAUUGACGUUUCCAUCGUGGCAACAAAUUUCUCGCUUCUUUCCAAUUUUUUUUUUCUUUUUUUUGCACCACAUGAACCUUGAUGACUCGUUAUAAUAAAACACAGCACGCAAACAUGAA
Nerophis ophidion (straightnose pipefish) is the source of this 2784-nucleotide messenger RNA. RefSeq names its product kelch-like family member 40b (gene klhl40b). Lineage: Eukaryota; Metazoa; Chordata; Actinopteri; Syngnathiformes; Syngnathidae. Bases 151 to 1983 code for a protein of 610 amino acids. The transcript has 6 exons. Gene Ontology annotation, molecular function: protein binding. The record is from RefSeq and is a predicted model, not a curated record.